GCAUACAGAUUGAGCUGUAACAAUGGCGGUUCUUCAACUUCAUUCUUUCCGAUUCCGAAACACCUCGACGAAUUUCACUCGUGUAGCUGCUACCAGAGCGGCAUCAUCAUCUGGAUCUUUACAUCAAUCUGUUUUGACGCCCAAAUCAAACGAUUUUAGUCGAUUAGUUUCUAAAUUUAAAUCCAAUUCUCUCAGUUUUGCACUCUCCGGAACCCUAGCUCUCUCAGUAGCUCUUUCAGGAGUUGGAUUUGCUGAGGCAAAAGUUGGGGUUAACAAACCAGAGUUACUUCCCAAAGAAUUCACCACAGUUAUUGACGUUGCUGGUUUCCUCUCAGACGGUCAGGAGAAAAGACUUGCAAAGGAGAUUGAUUCUAUCGAAAAAGAUACGGGAUUCAAGCUUCGAGUUCUAGCUCAGAACUAUCCUGACACACCUGGGUUAGCAAUUAAAGAUUUCUGGCAAGUGGAUGAUAGAACCAUUGUUUUUGUCGCUGAUCCUACCUUUGGAAAUAUAUUAAAUUUUAACGUGGGGGAGACGGUGGAUUUGGAUAUACCGCGUAGCUUUUGGAGUCGUUUGGCAGGGAAAUACGGAAACAUGUUUUACUGGAAAGAGAAGGGUGAGGAUGCAUCUGUUGAAGCUGCAGUAAUGGCGAUAUCUAGUUGCUUGAGAGAACCUGUGGGAGCAAAUAAUUGUGCAGAGGUAAAAUAAAUGGUUAUGGAAGGUAUAGAGAUCUUUGAAUGUUAUGUAAUUAGACAAACAAUAUCACACAUAUUGGAUCUGUAAAUUGAAUAUUGACUAUAAAAGUCAAAAUGCAUGAUUGAUUAUAGAGCU
Helianthus annuus (common sunflower) is the source of this 829-nucleotide messenger RNA. RefSeq names its product thylakoid lumenal 15.0 kDa protein 2, chloroplastic. The record is from RefSeq and is a predicted model, not a curated record. Lineage: Eukaryota; Viridiplantae; Streptophyta; Magnoliopsida; Asterales; Asteraceae. Bases 23 to 706 code for a protein of 227 amino acids. The transcript has 6 exons.